This is a messenger RNA of Thlaspi arvense, 237 nucleotides long. The record is from the annotation of a GenBank genome assembly. Lineage: Eukaryota; Viridiplantae; Streptophyta; Magnoliopsida; Brassicales; Brassicaceae.
AUGGGAAGGGGAAGGGUUCAGCUACGGCGGAUCGAGAACAAGAUAAGGAGACAAGUGACAUUUUCAAAGCGAAGAACGGGUUUGGUCAAGAAAGCUCAAGAAAUCUCAGUUUUAUGUGAUGCUGAUGUUGCUUUGAUUGUCUUCUCUCCCAAAGGCAAGCUCUUUGAGUACUCUGCUGGUUCCAGGUUCGGAUUGCUUCCCAAAUUAACUAAUUCAUUUAAUUGGGGAAAGUGGUAG